AUGGCCUCCGCGAGACCCUCCGUGCUCGUGCUCGGUGGCACGCAGUUCAUCGGCCGCGCCUCGGUGGCCGCGCUCCUCUCCGACGGCGGCUACGACGUCACCCUCCUCAACCGCGGGAGGAGCCGGCCCAAUCCAUUUGAGGGCCGCGUCGCCACGCUAAAGGCGGAUCGCACAGACGCGGCGGCGGUGGAGGCGGCGCUCGCGUCGCGGCGGUGGGACGCGGUGAUCGACUUCAUCGCCUUUGCGCCGGCGGACCUCGCUCCCAUCGUGUCGCGGCGCGAGUCGAUCGGGCUCUACGUCGUCAUCUCGACCGAUUCGGUGUACAUGGCGUGCGACCCGGGCAGCUUCUCGCGGGGCGCGGCUGGCGGGCUGCUGGAGGAGUCGAGCGGCGGCGCGAUCGACGCGGCGCGCGCCGCCGACGACCGGUACGGCGAGGGCAAGCUGCUGCUCGAGCGCGCGCUGGCGGAGAGCGGGCUGCGGUACGUGGCGCUGCGGCUGCCGGACGUGCUCGGGAGGCACGAGAACACGGGCCGGCAGCACAGCCUGAUCACGCGGCUCAUCAAGGGCAAGGCGGUCGGGACGAGGGACGCGGGCGAGGAGGGGAGCGGCGGCUUCCGAUUCGCGUUUGGCGGCGAGGGCGGCGGCGAGGGCGGCGGCGAGGGCGGCGGCGAGGGAGCGAGCCGCAAGGUGUCGGUGGUGUUUGCGGAGGACGUCGCGACGGCGGUGGCUGCGGUGCUCGCCCGAGGGUGCGGGGGAGGGGCCGGCUCGUGGCCGGAGGGGGCGGGCGGAGGGCGGGGCGUGUCGCUCCACAUCUGCCAGAGGGAGGCGGUGAGCUGGCGGCGGUUGGUGGCCGGGCUGGCGGACGCCUUGCGGAACCAGGGCGUCUCUGUGCCGCCGCCGACCUUUGACCCGGAGGCGUCGACUCGCUUCCUCUCGGUCGACUUUGGCCACCUCGACGGGGGGGCGGCGGAGCGGGCGCUGCCUGGCUGGGCGGCGGCGCCGCUGGCGCAGAGGCUGGAGGAGACCGCGGCGUGGUGGGUCGGGCGGCCGCGGGAGAGCUUUGAGGAGAAGGCGGCCGCGGCGGCCGCGGCCGGGAAGCGCAAGUCGCGAACCUAG
Molecule: messenger RNA, 1116 nt
Organism: Emiliania huxleyi CCMP1516
Lineage: Eukaryota; Haptophyta; Isochrysidales; Noelaerhabdaceae
Exons: 2
Coding region: 1-1116 (371 amino acids)
Source: RefSeq, a predicted model, not a curated record